AUGACUGAUCUGCGUUGGUCAGCGUGCUCCAGCAGUUGGGACGCAGGUGCAAGGCACCUUGGACACACUUUGAAAUUUGAUUUCUGCCUUGAGAUUUGUUUGGGGUGUGGACACAGCUUGGAUGCAGAAUUGCCGACAAGUGUUUCCCAAAAUUCGAAAGCAAUGAGAAGAAUCAAUCAAACAAGGAAGGCAUCAAAUGAUGGCCAUAUAACACCUUCACUUGGAAAGUUAUUUGUAGUCAAAUCAUUGGACCUUUCAUCCAACAAGCUUUCCGGUGAGAUACCAAAACAACUUGCUUCUCUUACAUCACUUGUUGUUUUGAAUCUCUCUAGCAAUCAUCUGGAAGGACGCAUUCUAAAAGGACCUCAAUUUGCGACAUUUGACAACAAUUCAUAUGAAGGUAAUGAUGGAUUGCAUGGAUUCCCAGUUUCAGCAGUUUGUGGAAGUAGCUGGAUACCAGAGACAAACAACUCAACAUUUGAGCCGGAUGAAGAAUGUGACUCGACAUUUCUACGUGAGCUCAGUUGGAAAGUGGUUCUUAUGGGAUAUGGUUGUGGAUUGAUUAUUGGAUUCUCCAUAGCAUAUUUCAUGCUUUCUUCUCAAAAUUCAAAUUGGCUUUCUGGGAUCGCUGAGGAACUGGAAUACUGA
Molecule: messenger RNA, 648 nt
Organism: Capsicum annuum
Lineage: Eukaryota; Viridiplantae; Streptophyta; Magnoliopsida; Solanales; Solanaceae
Product: receptor-like protein Cf-9 homolog
Exons: 3
Coding region: 1-648 (215 amino acids)
Molecular function (GO): protein binding
Source: RefSeq, a predicted model, not a curated record